AUGAACAGACAAAUCUGCAAGAAAUCCGUCAGUGGCGGGAGCCAGGGCUUCUCCCUCUGCUCCGCCGUGGUCUCCGGCAGCAGCAGGAUAAGCUGUGUGGCCCGCUCAGGGGGAGCCGGCAGAGGGGCCUGUGGGUUCUGGAGCGGAGCAGGAGGCUUUGGCAGUCACAGCCUCUACAACCUGGGUGGCAACAAGAGCAUCUCCAUCAGCGUGGCUGGUGGCUCCUGGGCUGGUGGCUUUGGGGGAGGGCGCAGCAGCUGUGUCAGUGGCUUUGGGGGUGGCUAUGGGGGUGGCUUUUGUGGAGUCAGAGGAAUGGGAGGUGGUUUUGGAGGGGCUGGUGGCUUUGGAGGGGCCUUCGGCUUUGGAGGGGCUGGUGGCCUUGGAGGGGCUGGUGGCUUUGGUGGAGCUGGUGGCUUUGGAGGAGCUGGUGGCUUUGGUGGAAUUGGUGGCUUUGGUGGCCCUGGUGGCUUUGGUGGUCCCAGUGGCUUUGGCCCGGGUGGCUUCCCUGGGGGAAUCCAGGAAGUGACUGUCAACCAGAGCCUCCUGCAGCCCCUCAAUGUGGAGACUGACCCCCAGAUUGGGCAAAUAAAGACCCAGGAGCGGGAGCAGAUCAAGACCCUCAACAACAAGUUCGCCUCCUUCAUUGACAAGGUGCGGCUCCUGGAACAGCAGAACAAGGUCCUGGAAACCAAGUGGGACCUUCUCCAGCAGCGGACUGUGGGCUCGGGCUCCAGCUCAGGCCCCAGCAACCUGGAGCCUUUAUUUGAAAGCUACAUCAACUGCCUGUGCCGGCAGCUGGAUUUGGCUCUGGGGAAGAAGGGGAAUCUGGAAGGAGAGCUGAAGAACAUGCAGGACCUGGUGGAAGACUUCAAAAAGAAGUAUGAAGAUGAGAUCAACAAACGCACUGCUGCAGAGAAUGAGUUUGUGGGGCUCAAGAAGGACGUGGACGCGGCCUUCAUGGACAAGGUGGCGCUGCAGGCCAAGGUGGACGGCCUGACAGAUGAACUCAGCUUCCUGAGGACCCUCUAUGAGAUGAAUCACCUCAAUGACAUGUCCGUGGUCCUCUCCAUGGACAACAACCGCUGCUUGGACCUGGACAGCAUCAUCAAUGAGGUCAAGGCCCAGUACGAGGACACUGCCCAGAAGAGCAAGGCCGAGGCUGAGGCCCUGUACCAGACCAAGCUUGGGGAGCUGGAGAACAAGGCCGGCAGGCAUGGGGAUGACCUGAAGAACACCAAGAACGAGAUCAUGGAGCUCAACAGGGUGAUCCCGAGGCUGCGGGCUGAGAUCGAGAACGUCAAGAAGCAGGGGGGUAACGCCAACCUGCAGAACACCAUCGCGGAUGCUGAGCAGCGUGGGGAGCUGGCCCUCCAGGACACCAGUGCCAAGCUCCAAGAGCUGCAGGCCGCCCUACAGCAGGCCAAGGAUGACCUGGCCCGGCUGCUGCAUGACUACCAGGAGUUGAUGAACAUCAAGCUGGCUCUGGACAUGGAGAUCGCCACCUACCGCAAGCUGCUGGAGAGCGAGGAGCGCAGGUGA
Hippopotamus amphibius kiboko is the source of this 1539-nucleotide messenger RNA. Its product is annotated as keratin, type II cytoskeletal 2 oral-like. The coding region runs from base 1 to 1539 and encodes 512 amino acids. The record is from RefSeq and is a predicted model, not a curated record. Gene Ontology annotation, molecular function: structural constituent of skin epidermis. Gene Ontology annotation, cellular component: keratin filament. Gene Ontology annotation, biological process: intermediate filament organization; keratinization. The transcript has 7 exons. NCBI's taxonomy places the organism in Eukaryota, Metazoa, Chordata, Mammalia, Artiodactyla, Hippopotamidae.